AUCAGAAUGUGGUUAAUGAAACUACUCGUGCUUUGAUGCUCGAUAAUUUAAAACGAAAGCGUUCAACUAUUAGGGGUUUAUUAACGAGAACGCUUAAUAAGAUUAACGAGCAAUUAUUUUAUAUCGAUGAUUUAGAUCAGUUAGAGGCAGAAGUAAUUUCGAGCCAAGAAAUAAGAGAAAAAAUUAUAUCUUCUAAAACAAAAAUUAAUGCAUGUUUAAAAUCAGAGUCAGCUAUAACGAUAAAUAAUGUACCCUCGGUAUCAGAAGCUGUAGCGAUAAAUAAUGUAUCAAAUGUACGAAACGAAGCGAGUGUCCGAUUGCCAAAAUUAACGUUGGAACCAUUUGAUGGUAAAUAUGAAAAUUGGCAGGAGUUCUGGGGACAAUUUGAGGGAUCCAUUCAUGAAAAUAGUAAUUUAUCUAGAACGGAUAAAUUUAGUUAUUUGAAAUCAUUUUUGAAAGGGUCUGCUUUAGUUUCGAUUCAGGGUUUAGCGCUAUCAGAAACGAAUUAUGAUACUGCUAUAGAUCUCCUAAAAAAAAGAUAUGGUCAGAAAGAUAUUAUUGUUAGAUCUCAUGUAAAUAAAUUAUUAAAUAUGCAUCCUGUUAAAUCAUGUACCCAGUUAAAAGAAUUGCGUCAAUUGUGUGAUAUUUGUUAUGUUCAGGUUCGUUCCCUCGAAUCGGCUGGAGUAGAAUUAAAUAGUUAUGGGAGUCUUUUGUUUUCUAUUUUAUUGAAAUUAAUGCCUGAUAGUAUAGUUUUAGAUUAUAAUAGGCAAAAUAAAAAUGACAUAUGGGACUGCUUUAAACUUUUGCAGUUUUUAAGAGAUGAGAUUGAAAAUAGAGAAAAAACCCAGCUAUUUCGAAGCUCGAACGAAGAAAAAAGUGAAUUAAUUAAGAAGUACGGCGUCAAUAAAGAUCAUAAUUCAUGGCGCGCCUUUUCGAAACCGAAAACAAAUCCUGCUGCAUUGGCAUUAAGCAUGGGAGAAGAAGGGGGAAAGGAAAUUAGAUGCGUGUUUUGCGAUUUUCAAA
Parasteatoda tepidariorum (common house spider) is the source of this 1023-nucleotide messenger RNA. The record is from RefSeq and is a predicted model, not a curated record. NCBI's taxonomy places the organism in Eukaryota, Metazoa, Arthropoda, Arachnida, Araneae, Theridiidae.